AUGGGGAAUCGACAACCGAAGAGUAUUUUUACUGAUCAAGAUCAAGCAAUGGCUAAUGCGAUAGAGGUAGUGUUCACUGGAGCACGCCACAAAUUGUGUAUGUGGCACAUUUCAAAUAAUGCUAAGCAACAUCUAGCUGGACUAUUUACAAAUGCAAGUUUCAAAGCUUUAUUUGACACGUGUUUUUAUGGGUGCUAUGAUUCAAUUAAAUUUGAAAGCGAUUGGACUGAUAUGGUUGAAAUGUUUGGACUAGAGAAUCAUUCUUGUCUUAAAAGAUUGUAUGAUCUUAGGGAAAAAUGGUGUCCUGCUUUUAGUGUAGACUUUUUUUCGGCGAGGAUGAAAUCCUCCCAAAGAAGUGAGAGAACUAAUAGUGUUUUUCAUCAAAUUAUGCGAAAGCCUAUGUCUCUCCUACAAGUUAUUCAAUAUUAUGAGGAAAAGGUUGAAGAAAUGCGGCGAGAUGAAAGAAGUGAUGAUUUUCGAUGCAAAAAUGGUGCGCCAGCAAAGGUAAGUAAGCGUGGUAUUUUGAAUCAUGCAUCUAAGGUGUACACUCUUGUCAUGUUUAGUAAGUUUGAAGAGGAAUUGUUGGAUAGCUUUGGAUUGAAUUGUGUUGAAAUUAGUUGCAAUGGGACAACUUCCAUCUAUCAUGUAACAAAGGAUGGCCGUCAAAGGGUGCAUAUUGUUCAAUUUGAUCUUUCCAAUGAUGAAAUCUCUUGUAGUUGUAAGCUAAAAGAGAUACCUGAACCAUAUAUCUUAAAGAGAUGGACCAAAAGUGCAAAGUCGGGGAUAGAAGGUGAUGUUGGAGAAUCAUUGCACCAAGAAGGAAAAUCUACUCGCUCAUUGCACCUUAGUGAGUUGAAUCAUAUGGGGCAAAAUGUUUUUGAUAAGGGCUCAUUAUCUUGUAAAUGCACUGAAAUUGUUAAGGAUAAAUUAAGGGAGGCAUUGAAGAUGGUUGAAGAGGAGAUAGCAAAUUUAGAUAGUGUAGAUGAUCUUAAUUGUGUUGAAGAAGAUAUCACCACUUGUGUUGAAGAAAUGCCUAGCCCUACUGAUGAUAGGCAUGUGCUUGAUCCUUUACGCAUUCGGACGAAAGGAAGCACCAAUGCUAGAAUUAAAAGUUAUUGGGAAAAGAAGAAGAGGAAGACACGUAGACUUUCAGAAAAGCCUCGAAUGCCACAUCCAAAUCACAUGGUGACCGGUGAGUUUCCUCUCUUGUUAGAUAUAUUCCUCUCUUGUUAG
This is a messenger RNA of Rhododendron vialii, 1233 nucleotides long. Its product is annotated as protein FAR1-RELATED SEQUENCE 5-like. The coding region runs from base 1 to 1233 and encodes 410 amino acids. The record is from RefSeq and is a predicted model, not a curated record. NCBI's taxonomy places the organism in Eukaryota, Viridiplantae, Streptophyta, Magnoliopsida, Ericales, Ericaceae. The transcript is spliced from 2 exons. Gene Ontology annotation, biological process: regulation of DNA-templated transcription.